This is a messenger RNA of Adelges cooleyi (spruce gall adelgid), 771 nucleotides long. RefSeq lists its product as uncharacterized. The record is from RefSeq and is a predicted model, not a curated record. The transcript has 7 exons. Bases 88 to 771 code for a protein of 227 amino acids. NCBI's taxonomy places the organism in Eukaryota, Metazoa, Arthropoda, Insecta, Hemiptera, Adelgidae.
UCCGAUUGUUUGAAUGUAUGUCGUUUAUUGAAGAAGUUGGCAGAAAACGACAAAAGCUCCGACAAAACCAAGGAUAAAAAAAUACUCAUGCCAUUAGAAGUAAAUUUGUACGUUGAUGAGUUCAUGAAAGUCGCCCAAUCUCAUGAACAACUGGGAUUUCUUACUCUGCGACAGCUAUCAGAAGUAUUUAAUUAUUGGAAAACGAUGAAUGAUACAUUGAAACUAAAAUCAGAACAUCUUAAAAGCGGAAAAGGCGAAGGCUAUGUAUUGUACGUGGCGGAGUUCUUGUUGAUCAUGUUGGAUAUUAAACGGCCAGGCAAUGGUCUGACCCUAGCACAAAUAAAAAAGUUUGGUAUUUUGUACGAAGCUCAAAAGACAUCCGGUAGAAUUGAUCCUGCGAAAAGUGAAAAAUUGUUCAAUGAUCUUGGUAUAACCGUAAACAACGAAUUGAAACUGCUAUUUAAAUCGGAUGGACGCGUUGGAAUAUUGUUGAUGGAUUUAAUCAUGGCUGCGGCAGAACGCAAUAAGAUUUUAAUGGAGAAUGAUUUAAGGGUGAUAAGUCCAAGCGAGGUCAUGUAUGCCAGAAACGACUUCAAUGAGUUUGACGAUAGUAAAGACGGUGAACUGUCUCCUAAAGAGUAUGCCGACAACAAGGCAUACUUAAACCCUAUUUCAAAAUCAAUGGAACAGUCGUUUGUUGACGAACAUGAUAGCGUAGAAGACUCUAUGACAUCAAGUUUUAAUUCCUAUAUUGAUGAAUCACAAUCUUAA